Molecule: messenger RNA, 1479 nt
Organism: Suillus fuscotomentosus
Lineage: Eukaryota; Fungi; Basidiomycota; Agaricomycetes; Boletales; Suillaceae
Exons: 3
Coding region: 251-1228 (325 amino acids)
Source: RefSeq, a predicted model, not a curated record
AGCAACCACUCCAUAUCAUGGCGACUAACAACUUACCUGUUGAGUUGUGGCUCACCAUUUUCUCUUUCACCAAAACCUUCAAAUUUUCCUCAAAUGAUCUUGCCGCACUCUGCCUAGUGUGCACCUGCUUUCAUCAUGCAGUGGUUGACUCUCUGUAUGCGUCCAUCACAGUCAACAACUCGGAUGUCUGCACUACGCUUGCAGGGCAUCCCCAUCUCGCAGAGAAAGUCAAAUCUUUCAUAUUUACGUAAUGGUCCAAAAUGGUCCUGAGGUGCACCUGGAUAAUCUCUCAUUGGCUCUCAAAAAUAUGACUUGCCUCUCUACGCUCAAGCUUAUCCAUUCGCAAGAGUGCUACUCGUCGGUCCUUCGGUACUGUGAUGCCAAGCUCCAUAUCUUUCAUUGCACCUAUACUAUCGACCUCCAAAUCCUGAGCUUCUUGAACAGGCAGGGCAGCAUCCGUAAUCUCGCUAUCACUGCCAUGUAUGCGGCAGAUGUCUAUUUUGGCAUUGAGGGGCCAACAUUCCCUCCCACAUUUCUGCCGCAUUUAACAGAGGUCUCUGCUGUACCUCUUUUCUUAAAUGCCAUUAUACCUGGUCGCCCAGUUCACACUGUGCGUUUCAAAGGCCAGCAUGCAUGCAUGGGCUCUUGGGAGCUCAAUAGGAUUGUCGGCCCCUCCACUAGUAUCAGGAACCUAGGAUUGGACCUCAUGGCUUGGACCCCGAGACAUCAAUGCUCAUGUCCAUCAAUUCCGAAGCAUGUCGAGGAAAUCACCUUGACAGGUUUUGCUACUCAGCGGCUCAGCGCGUAUGGGGGUUCCGGAAUCAGGGACUGGGGAUGCUAUUUACACCAAAUGCUAGAAGACAUACCAAACUUGAAAAGGCUGACGUUCUGGUUUGAGGGAAAGCAUGCAGAUGCUUACUCAUGGGCUCGCCUUCUCUUUCUGGAGUUUUAUGAUACGCUGUCUCGUCUUAAGCACGUCUCAUGUGUAGUUGCUGGACCAGACGUUUCAACGACAUUCGACUUUUCAUCAGGUUGCUUCCCAAUCCCUUGUUCAAAGGAUAAUCGAACUCGUGGCCACAGGGCUGCAAAUGAUGUUCGGGAGCUUAUGCCGAUUCCUGUCCUCUGUUGCGAGAAUGAGGAAUAUAUUUGCGAUGCAUACUCCUAUUUGAACCUCCAUCUCGACCGUGCAGAGAUGGAAGGUUGGUACCAGUUGAGACAUAGGAAUUGACCUGACCUGCAGGGCACAGCAUCCUUCGUUCGGCCACUGCUGGCUUUGGAAAGGUCGUUCCCGACUCGUCGAAACACCCUCAUCGCCCUCCUGUAACAUUAGAGCACAUGCAUACUCUGUUCCGUAGUAUUGACCUCUCUAAUGCAUUCGAUACAUUCGUUUUUGCUGUCGCAUGCACAGCUUUUUGGUCUUGUUGCAGAUUCGGCGAACUUAACUCAGUCAGUACCAGCACAUUCGACCCUUCUCGUCAU